Chironomus riparius is the source of this 3155-nucleotide messenger RNA. Lineage: Eukaryota; Metazoa; Arthropoda; Insecta; Diptera; Chironomidae. The record is from the annotation of a GenBank genome assembly.
UUUGCAAUGACCUUGUUAGUUAUUGAAAGACAAUUAAAAAUUAUGUAAUAUUUUGUGAAAUUUUAUUUCUGUUUCAAAAUCCUUAAAUGCAUCUUGUAUAAAAAGUGAAAUUAGCCUAAAUUUGUUGCUAAAAUUAUUUUCCAAAUAUAAAAGUUUCUGACGUCAAAGUAAAGUUGAAUGUGAAAUUGGGAGUGAGAAAACUGACAGCGAACAUUUGAAAGAGAUAAUAUUUUUGCGAAAAAAAUACAUUCGCAGAUAAAAUAGUGUGUGUACGUGCUUAAAUAGCACACAAUUUUCAAUUGCUGGAAGUUCAGUGACUAAUUUAAGCAAAAUAUUGAAAACAAAAUGAGUCGAUUAGUUGAUAAAAUAAAAGGAAUGGCAAGUCAGGAGGAUCCUUUACAACAAGGAUAUAGCAGAGUAAGCACCAAUCCUGACGUGGGGAUUGAGACACUUUCAAAUUCAACAACAUCAACAAGUCUAGACACAGUAGUUAUUGAUACAUCUACUGAUAAUAUAUCAAAUUCUCCAAAGUUAUUGAAACAAAAGCCAAGAACUUUUAGUCCAAUACUCGAAUCAGAAGAUACAACAAAUCCUUUUGCCGAAGAUAUAAAAGAGUUGGCAAUAAGAACAAAGCAGGGUAUUAAAUUUGACGAAGACGAAGAAGAAGAAGGUGAUCGCUUUGAUGAAGAAGAAGCAUUCAGAAAAAAACGCGAACACUUUCAAAAAACAAAAUCAAAAUCAGAGCACAAAAGUAUUUUGAUAAGGGAUCUUCGUGCCUUUCUAGACGGAGGUGAUAGAAUAAAUUAUCAAUCAAAAAAACAUGUUUCACUUGAUGUAAAAUCUUCAAAACAGUUAGAAAAUCUGUUGAAAGGUUCCGGAUCGUCAGAGGAUGAGUUUGAAAAUCAACGGAAAUCAUUCCAAGCAAGAAAACACAAAAGUUUGGACCCUCGACAUAUUUCAUUCAAACUAGAUAAAGAACCAUCGCCGGAAUCUAGCAGCGAAGAAGAUUACGAUUGUGAAAGAACUAGUUUAUUACAAAUUGAUCCUGAUAUAACAAAACCAGUCGUAAUUGAUUUGAAAGACUUAGAUUCUUCCAGUGACGAGGAAGAAGAGUUGCAGAAUAACCGAAGACAAUUUCAACAAGCCAGAUCAGUUAGUAGUGCCUCAAAAAAAUCAAUUAGUUUCUUUGAUAUGGAACUGAACAAUAAGGAUGACAAUCUGCGUCACACUGUGCCAUUUGUUCGACAAAUCACAGAAGAUGGAAAACCAAAGUUAGAAAUUUAUAGACCAACAACAAAUCCCAUUUACAUUUACUCUCAGAUUUUGGCAGCCAUUGCUGUUUCAAUGGGCUCAAUGGUAGUAGGAUUUUCCUCAGCAUAUACUUCUCCUGCAUUAGUAUCUAUGAGAGAUCCGAAUAUCACAUCUUUUGAAGUCACAGAACAAGAAGCAAGUUGGGUUGGCGGAUUGAUGCCUCUAGCAGGUUUGGCAGGUGGUAUAGCUGGUGGUCCUUUUAUUGAGUAUAUAGGACGUAAGAAUACAAUUUUAGCAACUGCACUGCCAUUUAUUGUCGCAUGGUUAUUAAUUGCAUGUGCUAAUUCUAUAUGGAUGGUUUUAGCAGGUCGUGCUCUCUCAGGAUUUUGUGUUGGAAUAGCGUCACUUUCUUUACCCGUUUACUUAGGAGAAACCGUUCAACCGGAAGUAAGAGGAACCUUAGGACUCCUACCAACAGCUUUCGGUAAUAUUGGAAUAUUGCUGUGUUUUGUCGCUGGUAAAUAUGUUAAUUGGUCGGGUUUGGCAUUUUUGGGAAGUGUUCUUCCUGUACCCUUCCUAAUAUUAAUGUUCUUGAUUCCGGAAACACCAAGAUGGUUUGUGUCUAGAGGAAAAGAAGAUAGAGCGCGUAAAGCGUUGCAAUGGUUACGUGGAAAACAAGCUGAUGUUGAGCCAGAACUGAAAGGAAUUGUUAAAUCUCAUUGUGAUGCUGAACGUCAUGCAACACAAAAUGCAGUUUUUGAUUUAAUGAAAAGAAGUAACCUAAAACCUUUGAUGAUUUCACUUGGUUUGAUGUUCUUUCAACAAUUGUCAGGAAUAAAUGCUGUCAUAUUUUAUACGGUUUCCAUUUUUAAAGAUGCUGGCAGUACAAUUGAUGAAAAUUUAUGCACAAUCAUUGUAGGUGUAGUUAAUUUUGGAGCUGUAUUUAUGGCAACGAUUCUAAUCGACCGCUUAGGACGAAAAAUUCUGCUUUAUAUAUCAGAAGUUGCAAUGAUUAUAACCCUGAUGACAUUAGGAACGUUUUUCUAUUACAAAAAUUCUGGAAAUGACGUCUCUCAUAUUGGAUGGCUCCCUCUUGUCAGUUUUGUUCUAUAUGUCAUAGGAUUUUCGAGCGGCAUGGGCCCAAUUCCAUGGUUGAUGUUGGGUGAAAUUUUGCCGGGAAAAAUAAGAGGCUCUGCAGCAUCAGUUGCAACCGCAUUCAAUUGGACAUGUACUUUUAUUGUUACAAAAACUUUUGCUGAUAUAAUAGCUGCCAUUGGAAAUCAUGGUGCAUUUUGGUUUUUCGGAGUAAUUUGCAUUGUUGGAUUAUUCUUCACUAUAUUUUAUGUACCGGAAACUCAAGGAAAAUCUUUAGAAGAAAUCGAAAGAAAGAUGAUGGGUCGUUGUCGCAGAAUGUCAAGUGUUGCCAACAUGAAGCCACUUAGUUUUAAUAUGUAACAACCAUAGGAAAUAAUUUUGUCUGUUAUUUUAGUUUUAAAACUUUUGAUAAUUAUGGCCUGAUAAUUCUUUAAAACAGCUUAUUUCGAAUUUAACUUCAGAAUCUUUGAAUUAAUAUCACUCCAAGCUAGAAGGAAAAUAUUUUUUCUCGACAUCUCUGCGAAUUGUAACGAAAAUAUUUUCUUACAAUUACAUUAUUAAUCUGAAGUCUCUUUUGAAUUGUAUUCAUUUCUAAAAACCUUGAUUCAUCUUUUCUUAUCAUUAUUAAGCGGACAAAAAAAUGAGCUAUUUGAAUCUGAUAAAAUCAGAUAUAAAAAAAUGUAAAUGUGAUAAGUUGUAUGAGAUUUAUAUCAAACAGCUAUGAAUUUUGAUUGAAAGAGUUUACAUAAAAUAUGAACAAAAUUAUAUAAAAUUAAAAAUUGUAAUCUACAUGCUUAAUUGAAAAUAUG